Trichoderma atroviride IMI 206040 is the source of this 1398-nucleotide messenger RNA. RefSeq lists its product as uncharacterized. Lineage: Eukaryota; Fungi; Ascomycota; Sordariomycetes; Hypocreales; Hypocreaceae. The record is from RefSeq and is a predicted model, not a curated record. Gene Ontology annotation, molecular function: RNA binding.
AUGGCCGACGCUGGCGCUGUCUCGACCGCUGCGCAGCCCGUGGGCGCCGCUGCCGCCCAAAACGGCCAAGGCAACCCAACCCACCUCCCCCCGCCUCCUCUCCAUAUUCCGCAGAACAACAACCCGAUCCCGACGGCCAUGACAUCUCCCCGCUCUGGCGUCGAUGGCGGCGGCAUCCUCUCGCCGACCACGGGCUUCCGACGAGCUGCGCCCGAGCCUAACAAGCGGGCCCUCUACGUUGGCGGCCUGGACCAGCGAGUGACUGAGGAUGUGCUGCGCCAGAUCUUCGAGACCACGGGACAUGUCCAGAAUGUCAAGAUCAUCCCCGACAAGAACGCCAAAGGCUACAACUAUGGCUUCGUGGAGUACGAUGAUCCUGGUGCGGCCGACAGGGCCAUGGCAACUCUCAAUGGACGAAGGGUCCACCAGUCUGAAAUUCGAGUCAACUGGGCCUAUCAGUCCAACACCACGACCAAGGAGGACACCUCCAACCACUUCCACAUCUUCGUUGGCGACCUUUCAAAUGAGGUCAAUGAUGACAUCCUCCACCAGGCCUUUUCUGCCUUUGGCUCCGUCUCGGAAGCUCGCGUCAUGUGGGACAUGAAGACGGGCAGGUCUCGAGGCUAUGGCUUCGUCGCUUUCCGUGACCGGCCCGAUGCCGAAAAGGCCCUGAGCUCCAUGGAUGGAGAAUGGCUCGGAUCAAGGGCGAUUCGCUGCAACUGGGCCAACCAAAAGGGCCAGCCUUCAAUGGCUCAGCAGCAGGCGAUGCAGGCUAUGGGCAUGACGCCGACUACUCCCUUUGGCCACCACCAGUUCCCUGCCCACGGCAUCGCUAGUUACGAAAUGAUCCUGGCGCAGACGCCCAACUGGCAGACUACCUGCUACGUGGGAAAUCUCACUCCGUACACGACUCACACCGACGUUGUCCCUCUGUUCCAGAACUUUGGAUUUGUGGUCGAGUCGCGAUUCCAGGCCGAUCGCGGCUUUGCAUUCAUCAAGAUGGACACGCAUGAGAAUGCGGCAAUGGCCAUCUGCCAGAUGAACGGAUACAAUGUCAACGGCCGACCCUUGAAGUGCAGCUGGGGCAAGGACAAGACGCCCAACUCUCAAUCGUUUGACCCUCAGCAGCAGCCGUACAGCCCUCAGACUUCUCAGGCUCCUGGCUUUCCUGGUACUCCUACCUACUACCCGCAGUACGGAGCUCAAUACAAUGGACAGCAGGGCAACUUUGGCGGCCCGCAAGCCGCCUCUCCUGCAGGAUACAGCGGCUCCCCCAUGGGUUAUGGCGGCCCUCAGAGUGCCGGAGGAUAUGGUCGCGGGCACCAGGGUCCCAACGGCCAGUGGAACCAGAACCAGGGACAAAACUUCAACAAUGGUUUCGGCGGCUAUCAGUCGUAG